AUGGCUACAUAUCAGAUCCGUCAAGUCGAUAAUGAGGUGAAAGGGCGCCUCGCACUUGUCACUGGAGCCAGUGGCGGUAUCGGCUCUGCUAUUGCCAGAGCUCUAGCAGCCGAAGGAUGUGAUGUUGUGCUACAUUGUAACUCGAGUCUGCAUAAAGUCGAGUCUCUAUCCAAAGAGCUCUCGUCUUCGUACCCCGAACAGUUGUUCUCUUGCGUUUCAGCCGACUUGAGCUCACGCGAUCAAACUCGCGGUCUCGUCGAUAAAGUCCUCCAAGAUUCAACCAUUUCAUCCAAGCACAAAGCAGUAUCCAUUCUAGUUGCUAACGCCGGCCUUGGAAGACGUAUCCGUGAUAUUAAGGAUAUUGAAGAAGAUGACUGGGAUACUGUCAUGGAAGUCAACUCGCGAAGUCAGUUUGUUGUGACAAAGGCUUGUUUGCCAGGUAUGCGAGCACAGAGUUGGGGACGUGUAAUUCUUAUUGGAAGUAUUUCCAGUCAUGGUGGUGGAAUCAACGGAUGCCACUACGCAGCUACCAAGGGAGCUCUAAGCUCGAUGGGCAAGAAUCUAGCAACGGUACUGGCCGGAGAAGGAGUUACAGUCAAUGCCAUCCUUCCAGCAAUGAUUGGAUUUACAGAUAUGAUUCCCACUCCGAAAUCAACAACGUGGACAAACAAGACAGACUUGGAGGAGCUCAAAGAGACAGAUCCAGGCCUCGCCAUCGCCGCCAGUGUCCCAGUACGACGUCUAGGUCACCCUCAAGAAGUUGCCAACGUAGCAGUCAUGAUGGCAAAGACGGGAUAUCUCACAGGACAGGAUAUCCUCCUGUCAGGAGGUCUCAAGUAG
Molecule: messenger RNA, 840 nt
Organism: Fusarium venenatum
Lineage: Eukaryota; Fungi; Ascomycota; Sordariomycetes; Hypocreales; Nectriaceae
Molecular function (GO): oxidoreductase activity, acting on the CH-OH group of donors, NAD or NADP as acceptor
Source: RefSeq, a predicted model, not a curated record